Messenger RNA from Hyaloscypha bicolor E, 1624 nucleotides. RefSeq names its product FMN-linked oxidoreductase. Bases 27 to 1124 code for a protein of 365 amino acids. The transcript has a single exon. Lineage: Eukaryota; Fungi; Ascomycota; Leotiomycetes; Helotiales; Hyaloscyphaceae. Gene Ontology annotation, cellular component: cytoplasm. Gene Ontology annotation, biological process: pyrimidine nucleotide biosynthetic process; 'de novo' pyrimidine nucleobase biosynthetic process. The record is from RefSeq and is a predicted model, not a curated record. Gene Ontology annotation, molecular function: dihydroorotate dehydrogenase activity.
CAAGUGCUCACUUCCACGAAACAGCCAUGAACAUCAAAUCGAAAUUCUCAAUCUGGCCCCCUCUCCUCAACUCCUCCAAUCCUUGGGCCACAACCCGUGAAAAUCUUGCCGCUCUCUACGCCUGCCCCUUCACUGGGGCAGUCACGAUAAGAACCUCCCUCUGGAAAGCCUUCAAUCAGCAUGCAUCAACACAUCAAUAUACCUUCUUCUCUUCCUCAACCGGACACGCCACUUCUCCAGUCGACGUCGCAUCCUCAGAAGGUCGGGUUUCGGUCCGUGAUGGCGAAACAAGCUCUCUCAACACGCUUGGCUACAGCCCAAUCGCAUUUGAGCAGUACGUGGAAAUGCUAGUGAACAUGAGCCAAGAGGGGAUGCUAAGCUUAGAGUCCUCUUCGGGACCAAAGCCGUUUAUUGUUUCUGUCACGGGAACAGCUGAGGAGGUGGGAAGAUGUUGCUCCCACCUAGUUAAGGUUUUGGGUGAUCCUGAUGAGGCGUACCCAGAGCUCAUGCGAAAGAAAAGUUUGGGGUUGAAUCUUAUGAUGGAAGUCAACCUUUCGUGUCCCAAUAUCCCAGACAAGCCACCCCCGGCCUACGAUAGAUUUGCCUUGACGGAAUACAUUGAUGCCAUUGCCAAGGCCAAAGCCUCGACUCCAGCAUCAAAUGGCAAGGUUCUACACGUCGGCAUCAAAACCCCACCUUACACAUUUCACGGGCAGUUUCAAACGCUCAUCUCCGCACUGGAAACAUCAUCAGGCCCGGAUGGCGGCGGGUGUCCAAUCUCCUUCAUUACAGCAACAAACACGCUCGGUUCAUGUCUUGUUCUCGACGCCCAAAACAAGCCAGCAUUGGGAUCGGUCACCGGAGAAGGGAUUGGCGGCAUGGCGGGCGAUGCAUUGCAUCCUCUUGCCUUGGGAAACGUGAAGACGAUAAGAGGGUUGCUGGAUAAGAGCGAGCAUGAGGAUGUGAGAUCGAUUUCUAUUAUCGGUAUUGGAGGUGUUAAGGAUGCCGAUGGGUUUCGAAGGAUGAGUUCCGUGGGUGCGGAAGCCGUGGGGGUGGGAACUGCGCUUGGAAGAGAGGGAGUCGGGAUUUUUGAGAAGAUUACGGUGGAGCUGGAAAACCAUUGAUCUGGUCUUGUUCUUUGGGCCAAGAGCGUGACCUAAUCUUGGGUGAUAUAUUUGGAUUUGCUCAUCAAAUGAUUUUCUCUUCUUCUUGAAAUAGAAGUCAGCUCUGUGAAGGUGGGGGCAGCUCUCGGAGUCGAGAGCAAGCGGACGGUCAAGCAGAUCAAACUUGCAAGAUUGGUCGAAAUAACCCAUAGGCAUGAAAGUUGCAUUGAUUUAAUUUUAAUCGAGAUGUUUGGGUUGGUUCGUGAGACAGAUUUGCUCGAGGCCCUUCAAAUAGAAUGAAUGGGGUUUCAGAUGUAAAUCUUGAGGAAACGGAAACACAAUUCCGAUGCGCGGUAAACGGCAUGAUUCUGUGCUCCUCUUUUAUCCUCAAUUUCAUCGGGCUUUUUCUUUCCAUAAUAUCAGUGGAGGAUUUAUGCUUCCCUCCAAGGGCAAAUCCUUGGCACUCGCUGGUCCAUAGCAUCAAAUUUCAGUAGACAGUGUUAGAAGAGGAUCACGUGAUG